CUUUUCCUGUGCAAUUGCAAUUGCAGGGCUUGGAACAUUCAUCUGCAGGAAGAAGCGACAAUUAUAGCAUGAUCCUCAGUUAAUUGCAUCUUUUGGGUGCUUAUUUUCAAGUCGAUAAGUAUCCGUCAGUUUCUGGUCUUGCUGUUCGAUCUGCGUCGUUCCCCCAACCACAAGUUGUUUUAUAGUCUUGCUAUUCUACCUGUAUUUUCUCUAAGUUCAACAAUAUUGUCCCAGAAUAGGCAGUCCAUAAAGGCUGCCUGAAUCUGACCCCUAUCCGCUGGGAUGUAUAAAAGCUAUGCGCACAUUCUCUCGUCGAGGAAUCUGAGCAUCCACAUCUCGUUCACUCUCUACUUUCCCCAAUCUGCCCGCUAGCACAUAUAAAGGCCAUAAGCACGUCCUCUUGAACGACCCGAACAACACAUUCAUUCUCUACUUUCCCAAAUUUACUGAUUUCAACUUUUAAUUUGGCAGAAACCCGUCUUCCUUCGAUCCAACCACUAUGAGUUACAAGUCGACCUUUCUUUUCGAUGCAUUCAUCGCGUUCACAUUGCCAACGCUUCAUUUAUGCUUUGCAGUAGCCCUCAUUGUCGUUUUGAAUCAAGCGCUCUCAUACGCCUUUGAGUGCAUUCAUUGGCGCUACUCGCAAGGCGAGGUUCUCGACGAGACCUCGCGAUCUUGCAGCACUACACCAAUGCAGCCCUCAUCCACCCAAAUAGCCACCCCAGAGAAUCAGUUUGCAGAGGCAGAAGCAGCAACAAACCAACAAGCAGUAAUGGCAUCGGCCCCUGGUGAUUUUCCUAAUUUACCAGGGCUCAUUACACACCGCUUCCUACAUACGCCUCGCAACAGUAUAUUGCGCACCAUGGAACUCUUCGCAGCAGCGGCCCAGAUGUUCGGUCUUCACAGGCUCAACGACUGUAGCUUAUGACUGCCUGGCCAAUAAUGCAAACAAGAUGUCUUUACAAUACAUACAAAUAUAUGUUAGAUGGAUGGCGGAAAGGAUGGAAGUGAUGUACAUACUACGUAAGCUGCCUCAUCACAUUUUGGAGAAAUGGAGCCGAGAGAUUUUCGUCGCAGGCGUCAUAUGUCUCCCAGAUGUGCCUAAUGGCUGUUUGGUUUGAGAUUCAAUUUGUACAUCAGGUGCGCACAAUAGACAAUAGACAAUAGACAAUAGACAAUAGACAAUAGACAAUAGACAAUAGACAAUAGACAAUAGACAAUAGACAAUAGACAAUAGACAAUAGACAAUAGAC
Messenger RNA from Truncatella angustata, 1253 nucleotides. RefSeq lists its product as uncharacterized. The coding region runs from base 500 to 928 and encodes 142 amino acids. The record is from RefSeq and is a predicted model, not a curated record. The transcript is spliced from 2 exons. Lineage: Eukaryota; Fungi; Ascomycota; Sordariomycetes; Amphisphaeriales; Sporocadaceae.